This is a messenger RNA of Acanthosepion pharaonis, 693 nucleotides long. NCBI's taxonomy places the organism in Eukaryota, Metazoa, Mollusca, Cephalopoda, Sepiida, Sepiidae. The record is from the annotation of a GenBank genome assembly.
AUGACUGUUUGCACUGGUUGGUCAGAGCUGUCGUCCCAUCACAUUGCCUUUACUAUUCUUAUUAUUCUCCGAGACACACAUCCAAGCUUUUUCACUUCUUUCUUCUUUCUCUUCUUUCUUCUUUCUCUUCUUUCUUGUUUUGUCUUUAAACGCGUUGUUAGUCGUCACACGCAUGGUAGUCAAGUCCUCCACUUUCGCAUCUCGUUCUUCACUCUCUUUUACACUCAACCCCACAUCAUCCGAAUUUACCACACUACAGUACACGCUUUCUACACAGACUUUCUCUCUCUCUCGCUCUCUCUCUCUGUUUCUGUAUAUGCAUUUCUUUUUUUCACCGCUCCCUUUUUCCUUCUUUCUUCUGUUCUUACUCUCAUUCUUUCUCUUUUUCUCUCUUUUUUCUCUCUCUGCCUUUUUCUCUUUCUCUGUUUUCUUUCUUCCUUUUUUCUGUCUAUAUCUCUUUUCUUUCUCUCUCUUUUCUUUCUUUCUUUCUCUUUCUUUACCUCACUCUUUCUGCCCCUCCCUCAUAUUUAUUCAUUAUUUCUUUUUGCUUCACCUAUCUCCUGUUCGUGUUACUACACAUUAAUUCGCUGUCUCUUUUCUUAUCUUAAAACGCACACAUUACUUCAUCUUUUUUUAAAAUUAGAAUUAGACUGUUUAUUAUCAAAUUAUGAAUUUAUUUGUUCUCAAAGUUGA